Molecule: messenger RNA, 1782 nt
Organism: Acanthosepion pharaonis
Lineage: Eukaryota; Metazoa; Mollusca; Cephalopoda; Sepiida; Sepiidae
Source: the annotation of a GenBank genome assembly
AUGGGAACUAAACGUAAUGUUAGCUUUCCAGAGGAUAAUUGUAUCGUUACUGGAUUUUCUGAGCCAUGUAAUCCGUGGAAAAAUGCUCCAAUAUGCACUGCAGAGGAACUUGUUGUUGCAUACAAAAAGGGUUGCGAAUUAAAUGGUGUGAAGCCAUGGAACAAAAUUAUUCAACAACUCUUGAGUGUCCAAAACUGUUGGAACAGACAUAAAACUCUUAGUCUUAAAGGGGAAAAGCUGGAUCAAAAGCAUUGUGAAGCACUUGAAGAUAUUUUCCGACGUGUUCAAUUUGAAAACUUGGAAUUAGAAGCUUGUCAUUUAGAUGAUGAGACUGCAGCAGCUCUUUUUGACAUGAUUGAAUAUUAUGAUUCCACCAUGAAACUGAAUAUGUCAUUCAACAAAAACAUUAGCAUUCGUGGUUGGCAGUCAUGUUCACGGAUGAUUCGUAAGACUCCUAGUCUGAGCUACCUGGAUGCACGGGGAUGUGAAUUGAAUGACCAUAUUAUUCCAGUUCUGGGUCGUUCACUGAAGAUGGGUUCCAAUUUAACUGUCCUUCAUCUUGAGUAUACUUGCCUGUCUGGUCGACCAUUAGUUAUAUUGGUUGCUGCUCUGAAAGUAAAUGAAAUUCUUCAGGAAUUAUUUCUGGGUGACAAUAAACUUAUGGCUAGUGAUGGCAUUCAGAUUGGAAACCUUUUGAAAUUCAAUCAUAAGCUUCAACUUCUUGAUCUCAGAAACAACCACCUCCAGGAUGUUGGCCUAAGUCAUAUAUGUGCUGGACUUUGUGAAAAAGUUGAUAGCUCAGGAUUAAGCACUUUAGUGCUUUGGAACAACCAAAUGUCUUACCAAGGCAUGCUAUCUUUAUCCCAUGCGCUUUCUGUGGUGGAAUGCCUUGAAACCUUGAACCUUGGUCAUAAUAGCAUUACCAAUGAAGGCAUUCAUUAUUUAAAAGAAGGUCUGUUAAAGAACAAAUCUCUCAUCAGACUUGGCUUACAAGGGACAAAGGUUUUGUGUGAAGGUGCAGUUGCAUUGGCUGAGUAUAUAGCAGAUAGUUCACGUUUACUUCAAAUUGAUCUUCGUGAAAAUGACAUCCGUACAGCAGGCCUGAUGGCUCUCUCACUUGCUCUGAAGGUCAAUGAAUCUUUGGUUCGAUUGGAAUUAGACAGAAACACUAAAAAAGAAGUGGCGGUUAAAGAUUAUGCUGACCAACAACGUCGCCUUCUGCAGGAUAUCAACAAUUACUUGGAGCGCAAAUUAAGCAGUGAAAUGGGUGCAGAAAUGUGUGCAAAUGUUGCUGCAGAGUCUCUUUUUAUGAAAUGUAAUAAAGAAGUUGAUUAUUCUGACCAAACUGCAUCAGUUACAGACACUCAGGAUGAAUCACUUGACAUAAAUUUUAGCAAAACUUGUCAAGAAUUUUCUUUGACAGAUAAUGAAGUAUCUUCUGGUUCUGAACUGACCAAUAAUCACAAUGGCUGUCUUCCAGUCUGUCAUUUGGACAAACUAGGUGAGAAAUGCCGACCGGAAUUCCAUACCAAUCUAAGUUUAAAUGGAAUGACUCAGGAAUUGGCUAAUGUACUGGAUAGCCUGGAAUUGGAAACCAACUGCAAACCAGAAGUCUUACCACACACUUUCAAAACUAUUCAAACAGACACUGUUACUUCACCUGCAGAGUAUGAAAAGGAACUUGAUGAUAUUCCUAACCUCAAUGAUUAUUGGACAUUCUCACUAGCAUGGAAUAAGACUAAAUCUCUCACUUUUUAUUCUUUCUUCCUCUCUUACAACUAA